UCCACCCACGCCCCCUUCUCCCCACCGCCGGGGCACCUGCACUGGCGAAAGCGUCGUGACGACACGACUCUCCGUGCCGCGUGCCUCCCGCUGCUGCAGACUCGCGCUGUCAGAGCCGCGCGCCUCCUCCUCCUCCUCCUCCCCCUGCUCCUGCUCCUGCUCCUGCUCCUGCUCCUGCUCCUGGUCCGCACGCCAGUCCUGCGCGCCGCCGCAUCAUCCGCGAUCGCGUCCGUGUCGGCGCUUCUCCGCGGUCUCGCAGCUAGAGCCCGGAGCCCCCUCGCCUCGGUCGGUGCGGGAAAGAGUGGACCUCGGCUCGGCGGCGGGGCUCCGGUACCUUGGACAGGGAGGGACCGGGGGGGUAUGAACAGCCCCUGGCCCCCGCGCCCGAUCGCGCACCCGGCUUGAGCAGCGCUCCGCAGGAGGAUGCUGUCCCGCAACGGCGGCAGCGGCGGCGGCGGCGCGGGGCUCCUCAGGCUCGGCGGGUCCCGGCUGCUCCGGCUGCUCCGGCUGCUGCCGCUGCUGUGCGCCACCCUGGUGGCCAUGGGCGGCGCUCUGCCCGCGGACAAAUGUCCCCGCAGCCUGGACUGCGCCAGAGAGGGACGGCACUUCUGCCGACCAGGCUCCUCCCACUGUGGCCCAUGCCUCACCCCGCUGGAGGAGAACACAAAGGGCAAAUGCGUGGUCAAGAAGAGGCAUUCCCACAUUGCCAAGGUGACCACUCUACCGGACCUGGAUGAAGAAAUUGACUUCCUGUCCUCCAUCAUCGCCAAACAGCAGGAAGCUGAGGUGAAACACGCAGCACCGUCCCCUCAGGAUGCUCCCAAGUCCAAUCCAGGUGACCCCAAGCAGUGGAACACCACCAAUGUGCCUACAGCCUCUCCUGGAACAAAACCCGCCCCUACCUCGCCCCCCCAGACCGGGGCACAGUCUGCUGUUCGGAGGGAGCCCCUGGCCGCCCCCUACCCCACCAAGGAAAAGGCCCUCACUGUAAUGACAGGUGUGUUUCUCAUCAUGGGGGUGACUGGCCUUCUCUUGGCAGGUGUCUGCUGGAUCAGGCAGCGAAGGGGAACACGUCUCACCGAGAAGGUGGAUUACCCAGCUUUCCGCGUGAUGGGACCCCAUUCCUUUGACAGCACCAUGGUUGGGGACAAGAAGCUGGCCCAGAGUGCUCAGAUGUACCACUACCAGCACCAGAAGCAGCAGAUGCUGUCCCUGGAGAGGCACAGAUGCGAGCCCAAGAUCCCAGACUCGGGGGCCACGUCGGACGAGGAGAACGAGGACGGGGACUUCACGGUGUACGAGUGUCCCGGCCUGGCGCCGACCGGAGAGAUGGAAGUGAAGAACCCUCUGUUUGAUGACUCCUCUCUGCACCCUCAGAGGAACCACAAGUAAACCCGGACAGCCGUCGAAACGCACAGGCGUGCAGGCAGGAGAUUACCGCGUCCCACAUAACGCCACGCGCACACAUCACGCAGGAUCCCCAGGUCCGCAGCCUAACGGACUCACGCAUUUGCACCUACGCGCGCUCGUACGUCUCCGAGAGGCCUGCCGCAGGGCCGCGCUCGCCCCGGCCUUCUAGCAAGGAUGCAGAACGAAGGAAGGGCUCGAGGGAGCGGAAGCUGCGGCGAAGAGGAAACGAGAGGCGGAUUGUGAGCGCUUGAGCCACACCGCCCCCUGUUGGACACUCCGUGCUGCCGCCCCUCCUCCCCGCUCCUUUCGCGCUCGCCGAUCUGGGACAGAUCGUUCACCGCGUCCGAUGACUCUGGGCCCCUGCAUUGCGCAGUUUGUUUCUCUCUAUCCCUUUCCAUUUUAAAAUCUGGUGGCAUUUGGUGCAGCCGCUGUAAAAAAGGUAGUACCGUACUGUGUUUUGCUCGAAGUCAGCUUGCCUUUGGGUGCCUGUCCCGUUACAGUAAAUAUAUCUGACCCCGCCGCGUAGCUCUUCCGCUCCUCCUCUCUCUCUUUUCUCUGUUUCGUGGGUCUCGUGAGCCGUCGCAGUGUUUCGGUGUGUGACCCCCCUGCCCCCCCAUCCCCCAUCCCCCUUUUUUUGCAUAUCUCUCCUGUUUCCCAGGCCUCAUGCUGAGCCCUAAUUAACAACUGUAUCACGGUCACAUGUUCUCCUGUUUUGGCCCCCACUCAAACACAAAACGCUGAAAUUUGCAUGUCCUUUUUUUGCAAGGGCUGCUCCUCUGGUUCACACCGCAAGUUUCCUUGUUUGAAAUGACGUUGGUAGUAAUGAAUGCAGGUCUCUUUAUAAACUUGAAGACACGCGGCGUCAUUCCUGUUCUGCCUGGAAAAAAAAAAAAAAAGAAAAAGUGUCAAUCAGGGAGGUUCGAGGGAGUACAAAUCCUGUCCCCGGCUGCACUUAUUUACUACCAAUUUGUAUUUUUAAUAUACAUUUUAUGCCAGGGAUGGUGAUGUAAAAGCAGAUUUCUUCUGUGUUAUAGUCCCGAUUUGUUGAUUUAUUGUCGGCUUGAUUUAUUCGGCUGGUUCCGUACAGUUAAAGAUGACCGAUCCUGAUUGGUGCCAAAAGGAAGCGAGAUUUAUUCACCUUUCAGAGAUGGAAGCUUUGAAAAAUAUCAACAUGGCCAAUGGCGCAGGAGAGAAUCGAUGCAGGAAAAUUCCGGUUUUAGCGCAACAUUGAGUGUCAUUUUUAUGCGACACGGCCGCCAGAUUAAGUCUGACUUGCGAGAAACUCAGUCGACACAGUGCCUCUUCUUAUUUCCUAGGGGUGAAACGGACCGCGGUACCCUGAACGUAAACACGGCUUGACCAUCGCUAUGUUAAGAUGUGUUCGGGAGCAGCUAAUCUGUCCUUUAAAUGAUGCUUUUGGAAUCUGCACGAAAUGUUCGUGAUCUGUAUGCAGAUGACGACAUUUGGAGCAGCGAUGACACAGCGUAGGCCAAAUUUUCUCAUUUGCAUUUACUAGGAAAAACAUACAUUUUUUCCUCCGAUGUUUUUCCGUUUAUUCAUUUAGCGAGCACGUUUCUCGAGAGCGACGUGCAAUUAUUAUUAUUGACCGCGUGACGUCUUUGUCUAAGGCAUUUUAUCCAUCUUUCACCUUUUUUUUUUACUGCAUAGCUGUGUAAGCCACAUGCAUAGCAAUGCUGGAAAAAACACACACACACACACACACCAAAGGACUUUGUAGACUCACCAGUUAACCUAAAGCAUGUCUUUGGACAUUGAACAAGAUGCUUUAGUCAACAGCAACAUGUAUAAACAGUGUACAUACUGGGACAGGGUCACGCCGGUCUUCUCCGAACCCCCCGCGAAGCAUCACUGUGUGAACCUUUAUUAUACAUUAAACUGUGUACAGAUAGAAAUGUCAAAGAACGUUGCGUUUGUACAAAGUUUUGCUGAAAAUGUACCGUGCUCUUCCGAGUUGAGUAAAUGUGUCUUUUGGAUGGAGUUGCCGGGAAAGUCGUCGGCCGUCUCCGCUCCGGACAAAUCGCCACUCAGCUCUGCGAAACGUCUUGCUGGGCGGCUCACGGAGGAGAUGGAACUCCCCCCGUUCGGUCGGUCGGGAGUUUUCUCCCUCGUGACCGCGUCUCCGCUUUGUCCGCGGAGAGAGGACGGGAUGAAGGAAGACAGAGGGACGAAACCGAUUUUUGCGGAACGCGGUAAAACCCGCAGACCUUAACUGACCACCCUUCUGUGUUGUGACUCACACAGGUCUGACGUCCCACUGAAUCUGCCAUCAGCAAAUCGAACUGUGCUCCUUUAUCCUCUAUGCAGACUUUUAUUCCAUUACAAAAAAAAAAAAAUCCCCUGUGUGUGUGUCUCUAGGGAUCAUUGAUGGACCUUGAAUGGAAGGAGCUGGAGAUGCGGAAGGUCAUAUCAAACCACACUUCUGCUGUAAAAGUCUGUUGACCCCCCCCCCGCCUCCAAAAGAAAGGAGGAAACUGAUGAAUGGGGUUCAUUGGAGGGGCGGCGUUACCGGCUGGAGGAACAUAACCCGCUUGGGCCUUGCUGUUGUUUUUCCUGUUUUUCUGGGCAGGCGUGUUUGUUCCCGUAAACGUGGUCGUCGAGGGUGGGCACGUGCGCUCGCACGGGUGGGAAAUAUGACCACCGCGCCUCUGCACCUCUCGGCUCAGCAAGAAAACUGUUUUUCCAGGUAUUGUGCGUAUGUCGUAACGGGUAGGUGAUAGGAAUGAGAAAAAUGUUUCUCCCUUUAAUGUUUCCGAACGGUCCUGCGGGAUCCGCCCUGGGCGCCAGGUGAGCUUUCUUCCGAAAAGUGCCGAGGAAGCAGCACCGCGCUGCCCGUAUCGGCUCCCCCUUUUUGAAACACGCUGACUCGCGCCACAUUUUUUACCCUUCUGUCCCUGCCAGAAACGCGGGACUGUUUAUUCGCGACACUUCAACCACCUGAGGUGUAGUUUCGGGAUGAGGGAGGGGGGUCAGUGAUAAGAGUGUCUAAAUUCUUCGGGUCCUUUAUAAUUUAAAGAAGUAAGAAAGACUGUAGUGAAGAAGGGGAGUAAGGGCUGCUGGUUUGCGUUCGUAACGGGAUUAAAGGAACUCAUUAAAAAUUAGUAAAAAUACAGGAAAAAAGGAAGUGCAUGGCGUGAACGUGGCUGGAGGGCGAUGGACUAAACGCGAAACGUCACACAGGGUGGUAGCGCCGAAAAUCGGUUCCCCAGACCCACCCGAGGACUGUUUUUUUCAAGUAUGAUGAAAACGACCCAACAGCCACGUUUUGAAACCUGUUGUUUUACUAUUCAGGCUGUUUGACCUGCAUGUAAACACUGGAAAACUAGAGAAAUAAAUAUUUAUA
Scleropages formosus (Asian bonytongue) is the source of this 4771-nucleotide messenger RNA. Its product is annotated as neural proliferation differentiation and control protein 1-like. Gene Ontology annotation, cellular component: membrane. The transcript has 9 exons. Bases 424 to 1392 code for a protein of 322 amino acids. The record is from RefSeq and is a predicted model, not a curated record. NCBI's taxonomy places the organism in Eukaryota, Metazoa, Chordata, Actinopteri, Osteoglossiformes, Osteoglossidae.